AUCGUACGAACACGAAGCUACAGUAGUGUGCGCAGUACUCGCCACUGCGUCUGUGCAAUGUAUUGAUGUAAACAUUCCCUUGUCAUUUUAUUUCAGUGCGUGCAGGAGCUCGUAUGGGAAUCUUAUAAGACGCACCUGAUAAAAAACAUGUGAACAGCUGAUUCUGUCUAAAUUUAAGUAUAAGUGAAAACACUGUGGGUAGCCUCAUUACAUGGAUUUGGGCGCUAAAUUAACAGUGCAGAAGAAAUUCUUUGUUUAGAAGUGUAAUCGAAGCCAGAAAAGGUCAGUUUUUCAUUGAAACUUAUAAUAUUUAAAUGUAGAAAAGUAUUUUGGAUGUUAAUGUAAAAAUAGUGAAAGCAAAAUAUCGUGGUAAAUUUAGUGAGUGAAGAGGAGAGUUUCAACAUAAUUGAACCUGAAUUUUUAUUUGGAGGGCUGCCUGGUGUCUUUUUGAUACAAUGCCGUCGCUCCUAGAGGCGCUGGAGCGUAAAUAUGGGGCGAAAGGCGAAGUUAACCCUUCAAUAGACGACAUGCCCGUGGCAAUCUUCGUCCCUAAGCGGUCCCCUCGGCUGAGCGUGCCGACGCUGCUGGUGCUCAACGACUGUGACAUCGACUGCGCAGGAGACGCGUGCGCGCUCGCCGACAAGUGCGCAGACGUCGUCGAGCUGGACAUUGCCAACAAUAAGUUCACAGAUUGGAAGGAGGUAUUCGCAAUAUUGGAUCAGACUCCUCGGGUGAGGUUUUUGAACUUGAGUUUCAACCGGCUGUCGGCGCAGAUUCAAGCUGCUCAGGCGUUAAAGCCGCGUUUGGACAGCCUUAGCAAUCUGGUGCUUAACUCCACUUACGUCGGUUGGCCGAGCAUCCACGCGCUACUCAAGGCUCUACCAGCUCUUGAAGAACUGCACUUGAGUCUCAAUGAGUACUCGUACGUGGACUUGUCUGGCCAAGAGGUGAACGAGAAGGACCAGUGCGAGGCGUGUUCCCGUCUCAGCAACGACAAUAUUGAACCUGUCCACGAGCAGCUGAAGAAACUCCACUUCUCCGGAAAUCCGGUAUGCAGCUGGCGAGAGAUCUCCAAGCUAGGAUAUGCCUUCCCGAACCUUGAAACGUUGCUGGUGAACGAUUGCCCCGUCAUGACGCUAGAGCCGGAUCCUUGCGAAAAAUGUGGGGACAGUAACGGAAAUAAGAAGAGCCACGAUGCCUUUCCUCGCCUCCGGUUUCUCAACCUGAACAACACUGGUCUCGGUACCUGGGACGAGGUGGACCGGCUGGCCCUGUUCCCCUCCCUCAAGAGCUUACGAGUACAGGGUUGGCCUUUAUGGGAGCGUGUGGAAUCAACCGAGCACGAGAGACGACUGCUCCUCGUUGCGAGACUACCGCAUAUAAAGACGUUGAAUGGGGGCGGCGCGGUGCCCCCCGAGGAACGGGACGCGGCCGAGAGGGCCUUCAUCAGAUACUACAUGGAGAAACCUGAGGCUGAUCGCCCUGACAGGUACUGGGAGUUGGUGGGAGUCCAUGGCAAGCUGGACCCCCUCGUGUCGGUGGACCUGAGGCCCGAGAAGCGAGUCCAAAUCACCUUCACUUGCGGGGACACCAGCGAAGUGCGCACUAUUGAUGUUUACAGAACUGUGUCAGACUUAAAGCAGCGGUUGGAACGACUGGCAGGCUUCCCUGCAUCCAAGAUGAGAUUGUUUUACGUCGAUCAGGAGCUGAGGGACUCCCAGGUAAAACUCAUUGGUCCCGAAGAGAUGAGGUACCCCACAAAACAACUCUACUCGUAUAACAUCCGCUCGGGAGAUGAAAUUAUAAUCGACUCGAAACUAAAGCACUCAGUUUCUAACAACUCGACAGCGUGAGACGUUGGCGAGUAGGUAGGGGCGGCAGGUUAGGUGCAAUUCUAAUGUUGAAACCCAAAAAUAGGGGUGAGCCUUACGUGAUACAUAUAUUUUUGUGACAAUGUGUUUAUGUCGUACUAAAUUUACGCCCCAGCAUUGCUUGAUUUUACAUCACCUAGAAGAUGCAUCUAACGUCACAGUAGAAGGUAGGUCUUGGCCUAUCCUCAAUUGCCAUUGCAAAUUUUAUGCUAGUGAACAACAAUUAUACGUAUUCGUAUGUUUAUUUUAAAUGUUGUCGUACUAACAAAUGAUUUAAUAGGGGUGAAUUUAGUUGUAUUUUUGUAAGGAUCGAUAUUUUCUGUUUUAUUAAUAUGAUAUCCGUUUUUUCUUCCUUUGUGAGAGUAUUAAGGUUUAAUUUCGUAAAUGGUUGUCACAAAGCAUUUAGUUGUAAGAGUAGUCACACAAUAAUGAAUUGAAAUUAUUUGUCUGGCAAGAUCAUGUUUUUUUUUUAUUACAUUACGUUGAUAGCUUUAAAACUAAUGCAUGCUACUUACAGGACCUGAGUCAGCUUCAUAUUAUAUUUUAUUUGCGAAAAGCAUCUGUGAUAAUAAAUUAUAGUUUAUAAACGAUAUGGGAUCUACAUUAUGUAUCAUGUGCGGUAUAAUUUUUACAACUACCUGUCUACUUGUUUAGCAAGAAUAUAAUUGUAAACAACAUCUAAGUAUAUUUUUUUACCAACAAUUAGAUGUUGUAAAGUGCUUAUCUAAACAUAAAGUGAUACUAACUGCCAUUUUGGAAAUCUUAAAUAUACUAUGUACUUGUGUAUCUGAUAAUUAUAUGUAAUAAAUAAUAUACAGAAUGCUGAACGAAACUUACAUGAAAUAGGUCAUUUUUGCUUUGUGGGUUUGCUGCAGCAAAUUGAAACACAUGUUACUGUGAUCCUAAUGCUGCCAAAUAGUACAUAAAAUAGGCACUUUAAUAUCUAAUUAUCUAAAUUCGUAGAAAGUGAUACAAUGCAAUAAGAAUCAGAAAUAUCAAUGUGAAAUUAUUUUUCUUCCUAGAAACUAGAAACAUACAAAAAUAAAUGACUUAUGUGUAUCAAAAA
Pectinophora gossypiella (pink bollworm) is the source of this 2937-nucleotide messenger RNA. RefSeq names its product tubulin-specific chaperone cofactor E-like protein (gene mlt). The transcript has 8 exons. Gene Ontology annotation, biological process: protein folding. The record is from RefSeq and is a predicted model, not a curated record. Bases 456 to 1853 code for a protein of 465 amino acids. Lineage: Eukaryota; Metazoa; Arthropoda; Insecta; Lepidoptera; Gelechiidae. Gene Ontology annotation, molecular function: alpha-tubulin binding.